Messenger RNA from Tinamus guttatus (white-throated tinamou), 3695 nucleotides. The record is from RefSeq and is a predicted model, not a curated record. NCBI's taxonomy places the organism in Eukaryota, Metazoa, Chordata, Aves, Tinamiformes, Tinamidae.
AUGGGGCGUCCCUGCUGCGCAGUGUGCGGGUCUGCUGGCGGGCUGCCCAUGGGAAGCCCCAAAGUGCGUCAGGGAGCAGCGCAGAAGGGUGGCCCGGGAGACUGCGGGGGGGAUUCGCGGCGCGGGCGCAGGAUGGACAAACAGAGCCCCCUGAAUCCGGCAGGCACCAUCAGUGCUGCUCUUACCCUCGCUGCCGCAGAGCGUGUUGGAGGAUCCCUCAGGAAUGAUGGUCGUGUGAGGAGCUGGCUAUGGCAAACCGGAAGCGCCAAGUACCCAGCGAAGGAGGCAGAGCUCACAACCCUGGGACAGGCAAGUCCCACUCCUGGGCAGCACGAGUGCAAUGAUCAUAGCGGAGAUGGUGACUCCAGCUCAGACUAUGUGAAUAACACCUCUGAGGAGGAGGACUAUGAUGAAGGCUUGCCGGAAGAGGAGGAAGGUAUCACGUAUUACAUUAGAUACUGUCCAGAGGAUGACAGUUAUCUGGAAGGAAUGGACUGCAAUGGGGAAGAGUAUGCUCCCCAUGAAGAGCAUCAUGUUGAAACGGAUGAGUGUCAGGAAGCUGUAGAAGAAGAAUGGGCUGAAAGUAAAAUCCAGCACCAAGAUGAAAAUGAGGUGACAGAUAGGCAAGAGUGGCAGGAGGGUCAAGAUAAUAGUGUUCAAAUUUUGGAGGAUGAAGUCUCUUCCUUGGAGAUUCAAGACCAAGAAGAGAACGUACAAUAUUGUCAAAGUGAAGGUGGCUAUCCGGACUAUUACCCAGCAGAGGCUAAUGGAAAUUCGCAGGGAAUAUCACCGUACCACUCUAGAAAAGAGGAUGCGGAGCUGGAAGAGCAGGAAGAGGACAUUGACCAGAUCGUAGCAGAAAUUAAAAUGAGCAUGAGCAUGAGCAGCAUAAAUAGCACGGCCGAAAUGAGUCCCGAGCACACUGGGCCUGAGAGCUUGCCACACGACUAUAAAGAGACUUGUCCCAAAGGGGAAGCCCUUCACGGUGCUAACAGGCACGAGGGGAGGCCAAAGUCACUGAAUAUCCCGUCUGCAUCGAAGCAGAGUGGGGACGUGCCCAGAGGCUUUAAAACGAAGUCGAGAACUCCUGAGGACAGACAGAAGUGGCCGCAGGAGCAGAUGUGCAAUGGUUUAGAGCAGCCAAGGAAGCAACAACGUUCUGACCUCAACGGCCCCGUCGAUAACAACAACACCCCCGAGACAAAGAAAGUGUCCUCAUUUCCAAGUUUUGUUGAUGUUCCAGGGCCCUGCGAGCCCGAGGACCUCAUCGACGGCAUCAUCUUUGCGGCCAACUACCUGGGCUCCACGCAGCUGCUCUCCGAGCGGAACCCUUCCAAAAACAUCCGCAUGAUGCAGGCGCAGGAGGCCGUGAGCCGCGUGAAGAGGAUGCAAAAGGCGGCUAAAAUCAAGAAAAAAGCGACUUCAGAGGGAGAUUCCCAGGCGUUGACUGAAGUGGAUCUGUUCAUCUCCACACAGAGAAUUAAAGUUUUAAAUGCAGACACACAGGAAACAAUGAUGGAUCAUGCCCUGCGUACGAUCUCGUACAUUGCUGAUAUCGGUAACAUCGUGGUGCUCAUGGCGCGCCGCCGCAUGCCACGGUCAGCCUCCCAAGACUGCAUUGAAACCACGCCUGGUGCUCAGGAAGGAAAGAAGCAAUACAAAAUGAUAUGCCACGUCUUUGAAUCAGAGGAUGCACAGCUGAUAGCUCAGUCCAUCGGUCAGGCUUUCAGUGUGGCCUACCAAGAGUUUCUAAGAGCCAAUGGAAUUAACCCAGAGGAUCUCAGUCAGAAGGAGUACAGCGACAUCAUCAAUACCCAGGAGAUGUACAAUGAUGAUCUCAUACACUUUUCCAAUUCAGAAAACUGCAAAGAGCUCCAGCUAGAAAAACAGAAGGGAGAAAUUCUUGGGGUAGUGAUUGUGGAGUCUGGAUGGGGAUCCAUUCUACCCACUGUCAUCCUGGCUAACAUGAUGAAUGGAGGGCCCGCAGCCCGUUCAGGAAAACUAAGCAUUGGAGACCAAAUUAUGUCCAUUAAUGGGACCAGUUUAGUUGGGCUUCCUCUUGCAACAUGCCAAGGGAUCAUAAAGGGUCUCAAGAAUCAGACACAAGUGAAACUGAACAUUGUUAGCUGUCCUCCAGUCACUACUGUCCUCAUAAAACGGCCGGACUUAAAAUACCAACUGGGCUUCAGCGUACAGAAUGGAAUUAUUUGCAGCUUGAUGCGAGGUGGGAUAGCUGAGAGAGGAGGGGUCAGAGUAGGACAUCGGAUUAUUGAGAUCAAUGGACAAAGUGUUGUUGCAACCGCUCACGAGAAGAUAGUACAAGCAUUGUCCAACUCAGUGGGAGAGAUUCACAUGAAGACUAUGCCAGCUGCCAUGUUCAGGCUUCUCACUGGGCAAGAGACACCCCUGUACAUCUAGCAUGAGACUCUCUCAACAAAAUAACGAUUCCAUCAAAGCUGAAGCCUUCGCAGUUGAAGAGAAUUUUGUAUUUUGUAUGAAUGAAAGGCUUGGAAGCUGGACCUGAGGGCUCCGAAACCAGGAACAGACAGGUGUCGCUGCCUUUUCUCUCCUUCCCUUUUAUUUCUUUGCCAAAAAGUGAUGAGAAGAAUGGUCAAGGACAAUAUUCACUGACAUAAAAUCCUUGUAAAAUAUUUAAGUAUUUUGCAACAUCUUCUAAACAUCUUCUUUUCUCAUAAAGCGCAAAACAUAUUUAUUUGUAACCUUUAUGUGGCGUGGUGUAUGUAUGUCUGUCCUGUUUGAUAUCAUGGUGAAUGUGGAUAUCUGGUGAAUGAGACUGCAGGAAAUGGCCAAGACAAGUGAUCUGAGAAAGUUAGGGCUGCCUCAAGUUAAAAAAAAAAAUCCCAGUCCCAUAAAAUGGUACAAUACUGAUGGCAUUGUAUAAUUCUAAAGUUGGUGCCUAGUAGAUGGUAUUUCAGUGGAUAGGAAUGUGUGCAGUUAAAUUUCUAGAUUCUAACGUAAAGCAAACCACUGUAGUACUUGGUAUUGUUAUGACAAGUGUAACCUGUUUGGCAAGGUGUGAACAUAAACAUGUAAAAGUGUUUCAUAUGCUAAAUAAAGAAUAAUUGCCACAAGAUUAAAAUCAAAAUAUUUAUUUAGAUACAUAUUUAUUUUUAAUGUUUGUGAUUUUUAUGAUUUAACAGACCUAUUUCACUGAUAACUUAUUGCACAGUUUGUGUAAUGUAUGUGUUGGGCUGGGUUUUUUGGGUUUGAUUUUUGCAUAUUACCUUUUUCAUAUUAACCCAAAAUGGGAAAGCCAUGCUUACCUGUUACUGUCUUUUAUAAAGCAUCCUUAUUCCUGAGGCAAUGUGUUCUGAAUGUAAGUUGUUCUAACAAAUGAGCUAGCACCAUCAGCAGUAUUAGAAUGUGUGUAGAUUUAAAAAAAAAAAUAGUAGUAGUAAAGUUGUAUUCCAUAUGCGAUAAAUGUUAAUUGAUGUAACUUUUUGUCUUUCUUUUUUUUUUCUCUUUUUUUUUUUGGCCAAGGCCUUGAAGAAAAUACACUGUGACUUAAGAAGCCUUACCAUGCAGCAACUAAAAAGCUUUAGGAUGACUGUACUUCAAGGACUAAUGUGUGUUGCAUGCAACUGAACUUAGGAAAGAAUUAACUUAGUGUCACUAAUAAAUCAGAGAUAAUAAAGAAAGCUCGCUUAUUUUGUUUGUUGUAUAAUUUUAGAUAA